Molecule: messenger RNA, 3235 nt
Organism: Hibiscus syriacus
Lineage: Eukaryota; Viridiplantae; Streptophyta; Magnoliopsida; Malvales; Malvaceae
Exons: 13
Coding region: 380-3154 (924 amino acids)
Molecular function (GO): protein binding
Source: RefSeq, a predicted model, not a curated record
UCAUGCUUUAUCCUUUUGCUCAUUGCGUAGGGUAGAGAAACCACGUCAGGAAAUUGAAACGAUCAAUCGUGACCGUCGGAUUUUUGUCCCAUUUUCUCCUCGUCGGCAUGGAGAUCUACUUGAAACCGUCGCUGAUUCUUACUUAGGUUUUAUUCGCUUCUUCUACUUUUAGCGGCGCUGCGAAUCCAUGAUCGUCACGGUCAUCAGCUGAAUUCGACUCUCACUCUUUCACUUCGAGACUGAGUCUAAAGAGUUAGCUCUAACAUCCCUCCUCGAUUUUACUCGCAUCUCGCAAGACAAAGUGUACGGUUAUGAGCAAUAAUUUAAAGCAAUCUGUUUUCUGUGCCAGUCUUUGAAGCUCUUAAGUAGUUGAAAGAGAAUGAGAACGAAGCGAAAACGAGCAUGCAGGAAACUCCCUGCCCGAAAACCGACUGCAUUGGCCAAAAAUGAAGAAGCAGUGAACCAAGUUGAAAAAACAGUGAACCAAAGCGAGGAAGUAUUUUUAAAUUUUAUUAACCAUAAUAGGCAAGAGGAUGCUGUGUCUGCAGAUUCGAAUGAUUUGGAAGUAGUUAACUCGGACCCUGUUGGGGCCAAGAGUAAUUCAUCUUCAUUGUGCUAUUCAAGUGACAGUGAAGAGUCGUUUAGUGCUGAAGAAAGUAGCUCUGAUGACUCAUCAGUUGAAAGGAGAUCAAGGAAUUCAACUAAAGGACAUGGUAAUGCAAAGCAGAAAUCAAGUAAAUUUCCAAGGAAAGGGAGGAAAGAUGGUGAUAAACCGCCCAGGGUUUUGCAUUCUUCCAGUAAAAAGCAAGAUGAAUCUUCGUUGCCUCAGCAGGACUCUCGCUACAAUAUGAAAGAAACGAAAGCUGCAUUGGAGGUGAUUAAGAAAAUAAUGAAGAUGGAUGAGGCUAAACCAUUUAAUGUUCCCGCCGAUCCUGUUGCUUCAAGAAAACCUGAUUACUUUAAUGUAAUAGAUACACCAAUGGAUUUUGGUACAAUAUGUUAUAAUUUAGAAAAUAGCACAAAGUACAUGAAUGCAGAAGACGUUUUUAAUGACGUACAAUACAUUUGGGAGAACUGCUGCAAGUCCAAUAAGAAGGGAGAGUACAUAGUAUAUCUAAUGAAACGAGUGAAGAAAAAAUUCAUGAAGUACUGGAUAGCCGCUGGCUUGAGCACUGAACAAUCAAGAAAGAUUAACGUGGGAACUUCAUACAAACCAUCUACAACAGACUAUGCUCCAAGACAUAGUGCACAUGAGCCUUUCUAUCCAGGGGGUGGUGCGGUAGAUGGCGCCAGCCAUAUGCAGCAGGGUCAAUUGGGUUUUUAUCAUCAUUAUCCGUACUUUCCUCCAUCAGGCUAUAGCCAACCUCAUCAGUUGCCGCAAUCUGCACCAAGCACUACAUGGACACAGUUGGCCCCAGGGAGUUAUCAUCUACCUCAGCAGUCACAGCAUCCGCAACCAAGCACUAGUCAACCACAAUUCUCCCGGUUACAAGCUCGCACAGGAUAUUCAAAUUUUCAGCCUCCAGGAGAUGUAGCCCCAAAACACAAAAAGCAUGCAUCUAAGAAACAAAAAAAGAACUCAGCUAUGGGUCCUGCAGCCUCCAUUCUCAGUGAGCCACUAGACCAGUCGCAACAGCCUCAUUUGAGCUACUGGCCGCCGUAUGGUCUGCAGCCGUACCAACAGAGCAUCAACCAGCUACAAUUCUCUCAAUUGCAAGCUGCCGUAGAUGGUGGACACUCACACUUGCUGCCUCAAGCAGAUUAUACAAGGUCCCGUGGCUACGUUCCCUGUUAUCCAGUGGAUCCGAUGGUUCUCCCUGGCCAAUCACAUCCCUUGCAGUCCCCAUUGAACCAUGGGGAAUCUAGUGAGCUACAGCAACGGCAACCGAAGGCAAGCCAUUGCCAGCCUCAGUCGUCCCAGCUGCAAGAUAAUGUCGAUAUUGAACAUUCUCACAUGUCUCUUACGGAUUCUACCGUGAGGGGUAUUAGAUGUGCACUUAAGUAUUCUGCUGGCCCCACAACCAACAAAUCUAACCGAGUAAAUCAGGAGCAGUUGGGCCAUGCCAAAUCGCAGCCCGAGCAGACCCCACAGAGCCUGGAACAGCAACAGUUCACAAAAAAGAGAAGAGGAAGAGGUCCUACACGCUGCCGCUUCUUGGAGGACCUGGCAGAAGGUGAGCAGAUAUUUGUCCAGAUCAACAAGCUUGGACAGCCUGUUGGUCCAAAUGCAUACAAGCUAAGCUGCUUCCUGGGCACAAUAGCACGGAAUGGACACAAAGCACCCCUUACCUUUAUUCACUGGAGGGCAAUGCCAGAUUCUUAUAAAGGGGACAUGUGGGAAUAUGUUCAGACAAAGUUUGACAUUGAUCCAAGUGGCAAGUCUUGGGUCAUGCAGGCUAUUGGUACAAAAUGGAGGGACUGGAAAGCAGAUUUAAAGGCAAUGUAUUACGAUUCUCUUAAGACGGAUGAAGAACACUUGAAGGUAUGUGAUCCAAGGGUUGUCCCUGAGCAAUGGUCAAGCCUUAUUUCAUACUGGAACACUGAUGAGGCAAAGAAGCGUUGUGCAAGAAAUAAGGCUAUCCGUAAAAAACAGACUUGUGGACAUUCAUCAGGGACCAAGAGUUAUGCAAGGAUAUGUGAGGAGGAGCGAAACAACAGGCCAGAUGGGAAGGAACCAACUAGAGCUGAGCUUUAUAUACUAACACAUACACACAAGGAUGGACAGCCUGUUGAUGAGACUGCGGCAGAAUUAAUUUCAAAGAUCCGCGAACAAGAAGAUAAGAAGCAGAAUAACUCACAAUGUAGUGAUGAGUCAAAUGACACCUUGUGUCAAGUUAUGGGAGAAGAAAAAGGUGACUGUGUGGAAACUUCUGGAAUGGGUCCCAAUCGUACUGGUAUUUUUGGCUCAAGGCCUAGCCGUGCUGCCCUUGUGAGGAUGGCUUCCGAGGCCAAAAGUUCCGCAAAUGAGGAGGUGCGUAAGAUGACAGUGAAAAUGGAGGCCAUGGAGGAAAAAUAUACCCUCAUGGAAAACCACAUGGCUAGAAUUGCCUCAAACAUGGAAAAGUUUCUACAGAAGAUUGGUGUGUCUUCAAAUAUUUUGGGGUCUGAACAGCAUUUCCAUGAGGAGGAAGACCCGGAAGAUGAUGAUACUUAACGGACUUUACCACCGUUUUCGCCGUAGGUGGCAUUAUUCUGAUUCAAAUUGGUAGUGUUUUAAUGUUGAACUUUUGAAACA